CGAAUCAGUAUCGGGUCAGACGUCGGUCUCGAGUCAGUCGUUCCCAGAGCUACGGAGCGUUGUCACGUGCGCCAAAAAAACGUCUGACAAAAGAAAUACGGCCCGCGUAAUUCGGACGGACUUUUUUUUGUGAAUUUGAUAACGAUAAAAGCAGGCGAAUUCGUUUGUCGAUAAGGAUAUCUGACUUGGGAAUAAAUUCAUGAAACGUGACGUGCGAGACUUCGUCGGUAGUUUGCUAGUGGUUCUUCUUUGGUUUGUUUCGUGCGUUUUUCGAUAGGUUUUUUUUUUUGUUCAGAGGUGAAGUGUCGAAGAAGUAAUAAUUAUUUUGUAUCCUAUGUGCGGAUCGUAAGAUGAACAUUAUUCGAAUAGUGUAAAAACUGUCGUCUGUGGUGUGCUGCGUGAAGUUGAAGAAUCGGCGUAGACGAACCUCGUCUGACCAUAGCUUUGACAUUUUCACUGAAAUUUUGACUCUUAGUUCCAGCUAAGAUAUAAAAAAAAAAAAAAAGCCCGAGAGAAAAGGGAAUCGAAAUCACUAUUUUCACACGGCCUGUUAUAAUGAAAAAUGAAAUUGCAUCUACGAAGUGUGCGAGAAAUGAUACGGGGGCAAGGACAGUUUUCUUAAUGGAGAAGUUUUAAAGAUGAAGCCGUGGUACGGAUCCGAGUCGAUACGAUAAUAAGAUGUGGACUCCGUGGCUACGGACGAGGCGGAAGUGGCAUCAUCCUCCUUCCGGAAGUGGAGGAAAUUCGACGGACGCUCGAACGAGAAUUAGAAAAUACGUGACUUGGUCGAUCAUAGCGACUCUGCUUAUAGCAGCAGCUAGAGAAAUUGAUAGCGCGGAAUGUCCGCCGCAAGAAACUAUCCUCAAAUGUUCUUGCUACAAUUUUAAUGACGGACUGUACCUGGAAUGUCCGGACGCCACGGAAGAAUCUUUGAAAUCUGCUCUGCUCGGAGUACUCACCACAUCCGGCGGCGAAGGAGCAGUUAUCCAAUCUUUGAACAUCUACGAAUUGGAUCGAAAUGUUGAGGAGUUACGGGAGACGACCUUUCCGAGCGGCACCCAAAUUCGACAUCUUCAGAUUUCACAUUCCGGAAUUAGAGAAAUCAACGAAGACGCUUUUCGAAGGCUUGCACCGAGUCUGGAAUCCCUGACUCUGGUUUCCGGAAGACUUCCGCACGUCCCUCAAAAAGCGCUUGGGCAUCUCCGGUUUCUAGUUAAAUUGGACCUAGAGGGGAAUCUGGUCCACGAACUACCUAGCUACAGUUUUUACGAAUUGUCAUUGCAAAAACUGAACGUGAAAGGCAACCAAAUCACCAAAAUAUCGGAACACGCUUUUGCGGGAUUGGAAGAAAAGCUAACAGAUUUAGACCUGGCGGAGAACAAGAUUAGGGUUUUCCCCAUGACGGCGCUAAGAAGAUUGGAAUGCCUUACGUCAUUGAAGCUCGCAUGGAACGAAAUAUCCGAGCUACCGGAAGACGGUUACUCCAAGCUUAAAGCCUUGGAUUUCCUAGAACUAAGUAGUAAUAAUUUCGAAGUCAUUACCCUGAACUGCUUUCGAUGUUGCCCAUCCCUUAAAACGUUAUCGCUCUACUACAACGCCGUAGAAACCGUCGAUAAGGAUGCAUUCAUAUCGCUAAGUCUUCUCGAAUCUAUCGAUCUUAGUCACAACAAAAUAGUAUCUCUCCACGUUUCCACGUUUCGUGCCAAUCAGCGACUCAGAUCGAUCGAUCUAAGUCACAAUCACAUUCACUACAUACGAGGUGUUUUUUCACGACUACCAGACCUUAAGGAGCUCUUUUUGAGCGAGAAUAACAUUCUCGAAAUACCACCGGAGGCAUUCGCAGGGAGUACAAGCCUUUCGGUAGUAGAUUUACAACAAAACGCCAUCAGAAGGAUAGAUCCUCGGGGACUGGCUACCUUGAAUCAAUUGGCGCACCUACAUCUCAGCAGAAAUUACAUAGAAAAAAUACCACGUGAUUUUCUAGAGUACUGCGAGAAUCUUUCGACUCUUUCGCUCGACGGUAACAGCAUACGGGAAUUGGAAGUUGGGACGUUUUCCAAGGUGAAACAACUCCGGGAACUCCGGCUCCAAGCCAACCAGAUAACGGAGGUCAAAAGGGACGUUUUCACCCCGCUACCUUCAUUACUCGAGCUACACCUUCAAAACAAUGCCAUCACCGACAUGGAGACGGGAGCGUUGAGGUCAUUGCACAGUUUGCAGCACGUCAAUCUUCAGGGUAAUUUACUAGCGGUUCUUGGAGAUGUUUUUCAAAUAUCCAACGAAAUCGGGAACAAUGGAAACGGAGGUAGCUCUCUAGUAUCUAUUCAAUUGGACAACAAUGGUCUGGGGGUCUUGCACAAUGAUUCGCUGCGCGGACAAGCAUCUGUGCGGAUAAUGUGGUUGGGUCAUAAUCGUCUGACGAGGCUACAGGUCCCUUUGUUUAGAGAUUUGCUCCUAGUGGAACGUCUUUAUUUAACGAAUAACUCCAUAUCACAGAUAGAGGAUGCUGCCUUCCAACCUAUGCAAGCGCUCAAGUUCCUCGAAUUAAGUAUGAAUUGUCUUAGUCACGUGACCGUGAAGACAUUCUCCGAACUUCACGAACUCGAGGAACUAUAUCUUCAAGAUAACGGCCUCAAGAGAUUGGAGCCUUACUCGUUGACGGCUCUGAAAAAACUCAGAGUACUCGAUUUGGCCAAUAAUCAUCUGAACGCAUUGCACGACAACAUUUUUCAAGAAGGACUUCCGAUACGUACAUUAAAUUUACGGAAUUGCACGGUGAGCGUAAUAGAGCGUGGCGCCUUCAGGGGUUUGAACAAUCUUUACGAGUUGAACUUGGAACACAACCAUCUAACAGCUGCCGCUCUGGACAGACUCGUCAUCCCCGGACUCAGGGUCCUCAGAAUAUCGUACAACAACUUCAGUCAGAUGAACGGGGUAUCGCUCGACGGUUUACCAUCCCUUCAGCAACUCAGCAUGGACUCUUCGCAACUCCAUAGAAUGCCUUCGGAAAUAUUUUCGAAAAACAAAAACUUGGCUAAAUUGUUCCUCAGUAACAAUCUGCUUCGAAGUCUUCCCGGUUACUUGCUACUGGGACUCGACUCUUUGAAGGAGGUCAAACUCGAUGGCAAUAAAUUCCUGGACAUCCCUUACGAGGCCUUCGGGAAUGCUACUUCGAUCGAAUUCAUCUCAUUGGCCCACAAUGUCAUCCAAACUAUUGACGCCUCAAAGUUGAACGGCUUGACUAAUCUUAGAGAUUUGGAUCUCCGCGGGAAUUCUAUAUCAUCUCUUUACAAUUUCGCCGGUGCAAAUUUGUCCCGUCUUCAUUCGGUUGACCUGAGUCAUAACCAACUAACGGCACUGCCCGCCAACUUUUUCAUCCGAUCGCAUUCCCUGCGCCGAGUCGACCUCGCGUCCAACAAAUUUCAUCAAAUUCCGGCAGUCGCACUAUCCGCAAAGAACAUACCCGGCCUAACUUGGCUCAAUAUGACGGCCAAUCCGCUUCUCAGGAUUCACGAAAUCAGCUCCGAAGCCAAGUUCCCCGCCCUUCAAGAAAUUCAAAUAUGUGGAACCAACCUCUCGAUCGUCCCAAGCCAGGAUUUCGAGGCUUUUCCAGCGCUGAUGCAUCUCUUUAUGAGUAGCAACGUAAUUACGAAGGUAUCUCCGAGUGCCUUUCGAAGUUUACCAAAUCUACUGACCCUCGAUAUGAGCAUGAACGAACUUGAGCUACUACCGCAGGAACGACUGAUGAGAUUGGAGCGUUUAAAAUUGCUCAACUUGACGCACAACAGACUGAGGCAGUUAGAAGAUUUCCCAUCAGACUUGAAAGCUCUACAGAUCCUUGAUUUAUCUUACAAUCAGAUAGGCGACGUGGGUAAGAGCACGUUUCAACACUUGGAAAAGCUCGAGGAAUUACAUCUGUACGGUAACUGGAUAUCGUCGAUAUCUCCAGACGCUUUCAGACCCCUCAAAAAAUUGAGGAUACUGGAUCUGAGUAGAAACAAUCUCGAGAAUUUACCUCUCAAUGCUUUUCGCCCACUCGAAACGCAGAUACGGAGUCUCAACGCAGAAGAAAAUCCUCUGAACUGCGGCUGCGAGUCCCAAGAACUUUGGGAAUGGCUAAGAGACCAUCAAAAGCUCGUGGGUGGUGUUAGUCGAAACAGGGGUGGAAUCGGAGUAAAUGACAAAGAAAGUGGAUUGCUGAGAUGCGAAAAACCUCCGGAACUCAGAGGUCUGGUCUUCCUGGACCUUGAUCCGCACUCCUUUUGUUCGGCUCCGCUUAUACCAAAGCUCGCAAUUCAGGAUAUUCAACCUUUUUCCGUCUUGGUUUCCUGGCAGAGCAGAAACUAUUCGAAACUUCAGGGUUAUCAAGUUGUGUAUCACGCUAUGGACAACGUCGAUGAGGUUCGGGGUAGAACGUUGGAUCCAAAAGCACGCUCGGUCAAGUUGCCUAAACUGGGUGCGAACACUCGUUAUCGUAUUUGUGUUUUCGGACUUGGCAACUGGAUGAACCAUCCGGGAGACAACGUAAUAAUAGGACAUUUGAACGGUUCGAACGGGGAUAUCUUGGAGACGAGUACCCUGCCGAAAAUGAACGAUUCUAGGACGAGUCGUUGCACGGAAGUGACGACCCUGGAGGCUCCGGAUACGGAAAUCAGUAGCAACGGUUCCCUAGGGGAAGUUGGUGGAGUGGCUAGCAUACUGACACGAAGAUUGGGACUGAUAGUCGGAUGUUGUAUGGGCUUCGUAGUCUUUAUAGUCCUAGUUUCCGUCCUGGGUUAUCUGAAGGUCAAGAAGCAAAGGGAGGCCGUGAAAAGGGACCAACAGCCCAUUCCCCCCGAGUACAUGUCCUACAGACAUUUCAGCAUUCAAAGUGGAGAGGCUGGACACGCGGCGAGGGUAACGAGCCAAGACUCCCAACAACAUCCGAGCUUCGUCAGCAACGUAGGUAACACAUCUUUAAACGUUUAGACGAACGUUCGUCCUUUUCAUGUAUCAGUGAUCGGAGGUUCGAUCUCAACAGUGACAAAAAACUGAAGUUUAUCGGUUGUGAAUAAUUUAAAGCAAAUUAAAAAGACAUUCUUUUUUCUCCUUUUAAUUUUUCUAAUCUCUUUGAACGAACCAAAUAAAAUUCGCGGAUAAUUUUCUAUAAAAAAAUUUAUCGUGAAGCCAAAAAUAAUCAAUCAAUCUAGACUAUUACGAUUAAAGGUAACAAUAUACCGAAUCCCCAAUCCUAAACCUAAACCAAAAAGAUGCUAAAGACUGCCCAUAAGGUAGCCCAUUGUGACGACGCAUAUUUGUAUAUAAAUUCACUUGAUAAAUUUCUUUUCGACGAGAAUAAAAAGAAUAAAUAAAUAAAUAAAUUACUCUUCUACGAGUACAUACGUAUAAUUAGCAUACUGUAUAUUGAAUCACAAAAUAAAAAAAAUAAAAAAAAAAAAAAAACUUCAAUUGCAAAUAUCGUAUGUAGAGAGUGAAAGUGACGAGAUUACCGAAUUUUAUAAACAAUUUUAUACGAGAUUCAAUUAACCGUAAUUCUAAGACGAUGACAUUAAAAUAAACGAGUCGCCGUAGAACUGAAAUUGAGGUGUUUAUGUGUUAUACGGUGAUAAAAGUUAUGGGCGAUUGCCGUACGUUUCACCGUUAGACAGCCAUGUGUAUAAAAGUGUAUGAAAACUAGAAGAAAAAAUGAACAAAUAAGAAACAGAGAAAUGGAAACUUUGUCGAAGGUAGUACGACGCGUUUGAAGAGCUAUUAAAACUAAUCGUAAGUGCAGUGCUAUUAUAUGAUACCAUGUCGUUUGUUUACAACAAGAGUUGCAUUUUAUUAUAAAUAUAAAUCGAUCAUCUAUAUAGCGAAAUGAGUAAUUGAAUAAAUAUCUAUGACAUUCCAUUAUUAGCUGAUAAUAAUUAUCAUCCGUCGUAAUUAUAUUUUUAUUCUCCUUUAAUUUAGAAAGUGCAACUCUCGACAACGAUCGUGAUAAAAUUUUAGUAAAUUGACGUCCAACUAGGUCUUUUCGCGAUGUGUAGCUAAAAUUCAAUAGAUUCGAACUAUUUGAACGCGAUUUAUUGUUUAGAAGAUAUGCUGUGUCUAGUUUAAAUUAUAAUAUAUUAUAGUAGAAUUAUACAAUGACGACGCCUGAAAAUAAUUAUUCGCGUUUCACUGCGUAUACGUUAUACAUAUUAUAUAUAUAUAUACGUAAUUCAAAUGAAAAGCGUAAGGGAUAAUAUUUUUCACGGUGUGUCGGGCGCCGCUGGAUAAUUGUAUCAUACAUAUAAUAGGAGUAUGUUUAUACAUAUAUGUAUAUAAUACAUACAUAUGCAUUUAUACCGCUUGUGUGCGGUUCGAGACGGAUCAUGUCAUAACUGCACUACACAAUGUAUCAUACAUAUAUGUAACUGCUAGGUUACAAAUACUGUAAUAAUAAAACACAAUUUUUUUAUAAUA
Molecule: messenger RNA, 6444 nt
Organism: Athalia rosae (coleseed sawfly)
Lineage: Eukaryota; Metazoa; Arthropoda; Insecta; Hymenoptera; Athaliidae
Product: protein artichoke-like
Exons: 6
Coding region: 679-4968 (1429 amino acids)
Molecular function (GO): protein binding
Source: RefSeq, a predicted model, not a curated record